This is a messenger RNA of Chenopodium quinoa (quinoa), 1055 nucleotides long. RefSeq lists its product as uncharacterized. The transcript is spliced from 4 exons. The coding region runs from base 182 to 760 and encodes 192 amino acids. The record is from RefSeq and is a predicted model, not a curated record. Lineage: Eukaryota; Viridiplantae; Streptophyta; Magnoliopsida; Caryophyllales; Amaranthaceae.
AAAGAAAAACAGGAGGCCUGAUAUUAGAAAAACGAUUAAAACCAAAACCGACUCCAAAUACUUGUAGGUUAUAAAAUUGCAGUUAGAUUGCAAGAUUUGCAACCUCUUUCCUCUCAAAUUUUCCAGAAAACCCUAAUCGAAGAGAAGCAAUAGAAAUUGAGAAAAAAACUUUAAAAAAAAAAUGGAUGACUCUAUCCCUGUUCGUCUUUUUCGUUCUAUUCCUCCUCUAACUGAGUUUCGGGAUGCAGAUCCAUUGGAUAGCACUAACCUCGAUAAAUUUACGGACGAUCUUCUAGCGAAGUGGGACGAGUGGGAGAAGGAUUCCUAUCCUAUAUUCAUUCCCGAUACGGAUAUAUUCUUCCCAGGGCGUACGGACUGUUCCAAACCCAUCAGCAAGGCGGAGCUCCAUAGUCAACUGGCUGAGUAUUCUGAAAAGGCCUUGGCUUACUUUAACAAAACCAAUAACACGGACUAUAAGGCUGAAAAUAAUGGCGAAAUCGUCCAUGGUGAUCAGGAUCAUUGUUAUGCUACUCAUUGCAACUUCACUGCUAAGCCUGAUAGAGCGCCUCUCAUUCCUGGGGAUUUUUCCAGCAAGCUCUUCUUUGCUGAAUUUAUGGAAACUCUUCAGUCGAAGACUUCCCUAACUUAUUGUAGUCUGCUAGAUGGUGCGGACUACAAUAAAUACUGCAAAAUGUGCCCCAUGGGAGUGAUUCGUCAUCCGAAAAAUUUCCGAUAUGGUGACAAACCACCCCUGGAUUGAUUUCUCAGCCAAUAACUGAAUUUUGGUGAGGAAGGGGGGUUGGAUGAAUUGUACAUGGAAGGGCAUCAUAUGUGCCACUUGAAGACCAUGUAGUAAACUUGUAGUAAUGUGUGGCUUGCAUGACUAUUUGAAUGUAGCCUAAAUAUGGUAAUGUGUGUGGUUUACAAGAAAGUUUGAACUUAUAGUAAUGUGUGAUUUGCAAGACAAUUUGAAUGUAAUAUGUGGUUUGCAAGACUAUUUGAAUGUAGCCUAAAUAUGGUAAUGUACUAAUGUAGCCUAAAUUAGCUAAUAACUA